UAACGAUUCUAUAUAUAGUGUUUUUAAAUGUAUGUGCAUUGAAGCAGUUGCAGUUGUGUCUAAGCAAACAUUAAAGCUUUGCGGUAUCUUGGCACAGUAACAUUAAGUUGGGUAGAUGUUAAUGCACAAUACUUUGCCCGUAAGCUAUGAAUUUCCUUAGCCUACAGCAAAAGCCACGUAAACAAAGUGCCGUAAACAAUUGCAAUGGUACACAUUUUAAACCUGUUUGCGGUUUUAUCCUGUUUUAUUGUUCACGAAACUGCAGAAUGUGUUAAUAAUUAGUACGUACAACUCAAAUGUAGAAACAAGUACUAUGAAAACAAUAGGCUACUUUCACAAUACAGAUAUCAGUAAAGUAGUUUGAUGAGGUUCGUAUGUUGUGGUUUCGACCGAGCUAAUAUUAAUCGUGUUAAUAAUUACAGACAAUAAUACAAAAACAAGAUGUUAAUUGCGUCUCUAAACUCUUAAGGAUCGCUGACGGACUCCAAGACGGUCUUCGAAUAUAGCACGAAACAAUAAAAGAGGAAGAGUGCAAUGAGGACUAAUACAGGGUGGAAACUAAUUAUACAACUUGGGACAUGAGCCUUAUGAAAGAGAUGAGUAUAAAGCGGCAUGUUUCAGAGCUGGUAUCUGUAAGGAGAGCUCUGUCCCCGCGAUCGGCGUCUGCCCACGGGAUGCGCUGUAAUUAUUCCGGCGGCCCGGGCGCACAAGCUCGGAUCCUAGUCGCUGUCAGGGGCGGAUCUUAUAGAUGAUAUGUGCAUAGGCGGGGGUGUAAUUCAGGGGUGUGGGAAACCCAACGCAAAACUCCUAGGGAUGAGGUUGGGCGUUUUUUUUUUCUUCUUUCCUUUCUUCCUUCCCCCGUGCCCCUUUUGAUUAAAAUAUAACAAUCACAAGUUCGCUUUUUGGUAGCAGCCCUCGAAACUCCACAGUCGCGUUUUCUGUCGGCGGACAAAAUCCCAAAGCUUUUUGUGUGCAUGCAUAGCCCCCCCGGUGCUUUGGGUUGGGAGAGAGAGUGUGCCAGCAAGGAGGGGAAAGGUUAGCUGAGAAAGGAGGGAUGGUGGACAAUUCCGGUAGCAGCAAAUCGCAAAUGUCCGGCUUGUCCCAGGAGAGCGGUCUGGGCGGGGCCUUCCAGAACACUGGCGUGGCUGGGCUCAAGCUGGAGGCGGUGAUGGAGCAGCUGCAGAGACAGCAGCAGGCCCGCCUGGAGAUGGAGCGCAAGGAGCAGCGCCUCCGCGAGGCCCAUGUCAUGUAUGUCCAACAGGUGGCGGCGCAGCAGGCCAUCCUGGCUUCCGCCUGCGCUCCCGGGGGCCCCUUCCCGGGGAGGGCCGCGGAGUGCCGGCAGGGCGGCGGGGGGUCGGGACGUUCCAGCGGAGAAGGGGCCCGUGACUCAGAGGGGGAGGACGAGGAGGACGAGGAGGCGAUGGAGGACGAGGAAGGCUGCGAGGAGGAUGCAGCCAGCGGGGGAGCUGCACUUGAGUAUCUGCGCGAGCAGAGCCUGGCGCUGCAGAAGGCGACCUCGCGCCUCCCCGCUCAUCCCUGCCCCCCCUACUUGACCCCCGGGCCCCAGUGUGCCACAUCGCCUCCCGUCAGAGUGAAGCAGGAGCCUGAGGAGGAGAGCCGCUCGCCUGCGGGGCCUCCUUCGGCCGCCUCGCCCAACGGACAGGCCGACUGGAGCUACGAGGAGCAGCUUAAGCAGAAUGGCAGCACUACCUGGGCCGAUGAAGCUGACGGUGGGAGAGGAAGAGGAGAGGCAUCCAGAGACUUUGCCAAACUUUACGAGUUGGACAACGACCCCAAUCGCAAAGAGUUCCUGGACGACCUGUUUGCCUACAUGCAAAAGAGAGGAACCCCGGUGAACCGCAUCCCCAUCAUGGCCAAGCAGGUGCUGGACCUCUACAUGCUGUACAAGCUUGUGACUGAGAAGGGCGGCCUGGUGGAGGUCAUCAACAAGAAGAUGUGGAGGGAGAUCACCAAGGGCCUCAGCCUGCCCACGUCCAUCACCAGCGCGGCCUUCACGCUCCGCACGCAGUACAUGAAGUAUCUGUACCCCUAUGAAUGUGAGAAAAAGGGUCUGAGCUCGCCGGGGGAGCUGCAAGCCGCCAUCGACAGUAACCGGCGCGAGGGCCGUAGGCCCAGCUACAGCGCCAGCCUCUACCGCUUCCCAGCCUCCCCAGGCUCUGCGCCCCACAUCCUCCCCUCUCCCAAGAUGCACCUGGCGUCACUGGGGGGCGGGGCCCCUGUGGGACACAAUGGGCUACUGGCGUCACCUGGGCUGUCACUGAAGAAAGGCACAGAAGAAAGCGCCUCCCCGACGACGGGUUCCAGCCGGGCGGCACUGGGUGUGCAUCAGCAGCAGCCGCCGGCGCCCCCAGUGGGCCUGGGCCUGGGGCUGGGGCUGGGGCUGGGCCUGGCGCGAGCCGCGACCUUGGAGCAGCUGCGAGAGAAGCUGGAGACGGGCGACGGGCCGGAGCGCAAGGUGGCGCGGAUGGCGGAGGAGCAGCAGCGGCUCAUGCAACACGCGCUGCAGCACAACCUGCUGACCAUGGCGGCCCACGCCCCCGUCGGAGGCCGGCCCACUUCCAGUCGUGAAGACAAGCAAGACCUGGCAUUAAGCAUCUCCACCAAUGGCAACGCCAGCAUCAGUGUGUCUGUGGAGGUCAACGGCAUGGUCUACUCAGGGAUGCUGUUCGCUCAGAAGUCUGGAGCGGCGCCCCCUGCUGCCUUCGGUGGAGGAGGCUUUGCGUUCCCUUCCUCUGCCCACAGCCCUAGCCUGUCUUCUUCAAAGGGCCCCAGUCCUGCGGAGCCCUCUACCAGUGGCUCUCCCUAAUUAUAUGGCCACUCCCCCUUCCCGUGGCCCCUCCCCCCACUUGGCCCAACAGGGACACACUGCCCAUUCUUCAGUGGCUCUGAUGGGGAUACCAGGGACUAACUGUAGCACAACAAAUACCUCAUCGCUCCUGUCGACCUCGACUGUACACAGACAGCGACACAUGAACACAAUGGAUAAAACGCAGCACAAUCAAACAGUACAGUCAGAAAUCACCGGCAGGUGCCCACAGCUGAACUUGAAGAUGUUUAUUUCAGACUUUACUGUUCAUUGCCACUUACCUUUUAUGAUUUGUAUUUUUAGUACUUUCUCUUGCAUACCUCAGAUCAAGAAGUCUGCUUUGGUUGAAUUAUACAGGUAUCUGUAGUGUACUGUAGCCGAAGUAAGUUUAUUUUAUAUACAUGAUAAUUUUGUUGAUCAGGUUUUUUUUUUUUUUUUAGGUUUGUAGAACUAAAGCCUUGUAAGAACGUUUCUAUGCAUGGUUAGGGCCCCUGUUUGCUGUGGUUCUUCCUAGGCUGGACUGAGUGGCUGAGAUAAGCUGGCUGCCUUGAAGGACCUUCGGAGAUGUUUCAGUUCUCCUGUAGUCCUCCUUCCAAAGAACCUCUGUGAAUCAGCCUGCUCUGUUCGUGGGGGCUCACAAUUGAGGGCUUCUUGUUUUGCUUUGCUCACUUUUUAAAAUAACAUGGAGAUGAUGUUUACUGGUCCUUAGUCCCUGCUGGUAGCAACUUCUGAUUGGAGCAAUGUGAAUAGUAUGGGUUUGGAUGAGAGUUUGGGUGAUCUAAAGCUUUAGCAUCUGAUUGGUGGUUCUCUGGCACCGUUCUCCACCUUCACAAUGUCCGUACAGCAUUGGUUUCCAUCUUGUAGGUGCAUUGGGACCAGUGGUGGUCUACUCUACAGACCACUCCUAUAGCCCUGAAAGUAGAAGGGGCGUAUUUUACUAAGACAUCAGGACAACGUAUAUAAUGUUUUAAAUUUUUUUUCUUGUGAAAUGCAUUUUAGUUUUCAAGCCUCACAUUUGUCUUUCCAUAUUGGAAAGAGUCUUUCUCAGGAAUGGCAGACUUCCCGCGUUGCUUGAUCGAAGAAUGGAUCCGUAACCAAAGACGCUCUCAGCUCCUCAGGAUGGCUUUAAGGUCACAUGGUUUGGAGAAUAUGCUGGUUAGCUUGGCUUACUGUCAUGGCUCUGGCCUGAUCAGCUACUCCGCUCAAGUCUGUUGUGUUGACCUACGAAGAGGUUCCACGCUAACUGACCUGACUUGUCGUAUCCUUGCCAGGCAGCAAUGUCUUGAACGUGAUAUUUUGUUCUCAUUUAAAAUAUUUACCAGGUGUACAUUAGGCAUCGCCUGUCUGAUUAGCCUCAUUUCGUUUGACUCCGAUCGCUGUAGAGCUGUAUACCAAAGACCUGGUGAACUGAGCUGCAUGUUGUCCACCACCCACCCGCAGGCUGCUCUCCUUAUUUGCGGUGGAAAUGGAGGGGGUCACGUUGGAUACCCCCGACUGCUGUCGCAUGGCUCCGGGGGCCGGUUUGUGUCUCGUUUUGGCAUCGUUGACCCGACCGAUGGAUCCAUUACAAAAAAAAAUUGACGUUCACGCUCCAUUACUGUCAGAUCAAGGUCAGAUUCCAUCCCCCUUUUGAAGGCUGUGGGGUCUGCUGUCGUGUGUCUCUGCCUUUGCCUGAUCUUGGGCCCAUGAAGAGGUCCUCGUAUCUCCACCUCAGGUCGAACAGCAAAGUUUAUUAUACUCUAGCCAUUUGGGGAAUAUACAGAAUGAGAGAACCACCAUUUGCCAAUUAGUACUUAUCACUGAUAUAUCUUCCUUGCAUACAUUGUCAUGUGACUGUAAUCAGCUUCUUUCACAUGGAUGUUUUUGGCUUUUAACGUACCUCAUGAGAACUUGCCUUAUGGUGGUUUUUAGCUUGUGUUGAGUAAGCUGGCAGAUUCCUAGUGCAUCGUGCCUCCUGGAAUCUGGAUUGUUUUUGUUCGCUUUGGACUACUUGCAUGUAGGAUUGUAAUUGUUCCAGUAGAACAAUGGCAGGUUUGAGGUUGUGGGUGGGAGUGGCGGGGGUCCACAAAGAAAAUGACAGAAAUGUAGCUACUGCCUUAAAUUCUCACCCGUGUUACAUUGAUGAUUUGCCUCUCUUUUAAAAAUAGAUUUUAAGAUAUUUUAAUCGAUGAUUCAUCCUUCUUCUUGUUGGAGACAUUACGAAGAGCUCAUUUCUUUUAACUACUGGGGGUAUAAAAGGAAGUCACUGAGGACGGUUGAUAUGUCACCACAUCCUUGGUAGAUACUACUAGUGUACAUCCCCCACUCCCACUCUGCAACCAUGUCUC
Molecule: messenger RNA, 5154 nt
Organism: Paramormyrops kingsleyae
Lineage: Eukaryota; Metazoa; Chordata; Actinopteri; Osteoglossiformes; Mormyridae
Product: AT-rich interactive domain-containing protein 3B
Biological process (GO): regulation of transcription by RNA polymerase II
Cellular component (GO): nucleus
Molecular function (GO): DNA binding
Source: RefSeq, a predicted model, not a curated record